AUGGGCUGGGAUCAACGUCGCCUUAUAUCGGUUACUAUUGAGGACGAGGAGAUCGAAUCAGCAGAACCGGCGAUUGGAUAUCCCUGGAAGCACGUAGACGAUCUUGCACCAGACUUUUUCAAGAUCCGGGUUUCAAAACAGGAGGAACUUGAUAGACUUGAACUACUGGUAGACCUCGCCAGAUACCCGAAGCCUCCGGAGUCAAGGAAGAAGGACCUUACUAGAGCACAGCUUAUAUGUUUACCGAAAUAUCCGCAUAUAGUGCUCUUUGACAGGCUCGUCGUGGAUGAGAUCGAGGUGUGGUGUGUUGGGUUCACCACUGCAUUAUCCCCGCUAAUUGCAGUUAUUUAUGAGCCUAUCUUGAGUCUCGGUAUUUCUCAUCAAAAUGUGGCCCCUCGCAAUCUCCUCAUCAGCGACACCACGGAUUCCUUGACGAUCUUCGACUCCAACUUUUCGGUUCGAAUCGGUGAGAUAGGAUACAGUGAGGCCCGGAUUGAUAUCAAAGGGGUCAUGUUCACUAUGUACCAGAUCAUUACUCAACCAUCGCCAUCAGAAGUUGUACUCAACUACUCAAGCAGACUGGUGACGCACCUAAAAGUGCUGUGGAGCGUGGAGAGAAGGAGGACUCUGGAACAAGGCAAGACUGUCUUGAACUGGCAACGGCCUGCCCAAGCCAGCUAUUUCCAGCUCUACCAACCUAGGUAG
This is a messenger RNA of Ilyonectria robusta, 705 nucleotides long. RefSeq lists its product as uncharacterized. The record is from RefSeq and is a predicted model, not a curated record. The transcript is spliced from 6 exons. Lineage: Eukaryota; Fungi; Ascomycota; Sordariomycetes; Hypocreales; Nectriaceae. Bases 1 to 705 code for a protein of 234 amino acids.